Molecule: messenger RNA, 5435 nt
Organism: Macadamia integrifolia
Lineage: Eukaryota; Viridiplantae; Streptophyta; Magnoliopsida; Proteales; Proteaceae
Product: disease resistance protein RUN1-like
Exons: 13
Coding region: 122-5029 (1635 amino acids)
Biological process (GO): signal transduction; defense response
Molecular function (GO): ATP hydrolysis activity; ADP binding
Source: RefSeq, a predicted model, not a curated record
UUUGGGUAACGAAGAGUAUUUCCUUCUCCUUACGUCUGCCCAGUUCACUGUAUUGUAGUCUCUCUCUCUCUCUCUGGGCUGUAGAAAAUAAUCGAGCUCAACCAGAUCUGGUGCUUUGUCUAUGGCUGCCGAGAUGACCUACGGAGGAGCCUCUUCUUCCUCCCGUCAGUGGAAAUAUGAUGCCUUUCUGAGUUUUUUCAGUCAGGACACUCGCGAAAGCUUCACCAAUCACCUCUUUCACGAGUUGGUUCAGAAUGGGAUUAACACUUUUAGAGAUGACGAUGAGCUACAGAGAUGGGAGGAUAGCUCUUUGAAACUUAAGGCAGCCAUCGAAGGUUGUAGGAUUGCCAUUAUUGUCCUCUCCACUAAUUAUGUUUCUUCGAUCUGGUGCCUUGAUGAACUGACGAGGAUCAUGGAGAGCAAAAAAGAUGGCCUAAUAGAAAAGGUUCUGCCUGUUUUCUAUAAGGUGGAUCCAUCGGAUCUUAAGUAUCUGCGUAACACUUCUGCAAAGGCAUUUAUGAGACACGAAGUGCGUUUCAAGGAUGAGAUGGGGAAGGUAGAGAAAUGGAGGGCUGCUCUUACAGAAGCUGCGAAUUUGUCAGGAUGGGUUGUUGAUAAUGGGGAUGAGACAAAGCUCAUAAUGAAAAUUGUUGAAGAAGUGUUGGCAAUAGUGAACCAGACACACUUGCAUGCUGCAGCAUAUCCAACUGGGUUAGAUUCCCACAUUGAGCGUAUAGGUUAUAUGGUAAAUGAUGGAUUGGAUGUUGUUCGUAUCAUAGGGAUAUAUGGCUCCGGUGGAAUAGGUAAGACAACUAUAGCGAAGGCCAUUUUCAAUGUCAUGUUAGAAAAUUUUCAAGGUAGCAGCUUUCUUUCUAAUGUUAGAGAGGUUUCAACCCAGCAAAAAGGUUUAGCUCUCUUACAUAAACAACUUCUCUCUGAUGUCUUGAAGAUAAAAGACACAAUAGACAUAGACAAUGAGGAUGAAGGAAUCAAUAUCAUCAAAGAACGUUUAUACUACAAAAGAGUUCUUAUUGUUCUCGAUGAUGUGGAUGAAGUGAAACAAUUCCAUAAAUUGGUUGGAAGUCAUGGUUAUUUUGGCCAGGGAAGUCGAAUCAUCUUAACAACCAGAGAUGAACAAUUGCUAAAUACGCUGGAAGUGGAUGAAAAAUACAAAUAUAAAGUUGAGACAAUGAAGCAAAAUGAAUCCCUUCAACUUUUUUGUUGCCAUGCCUUUCGACAAAAUCAUCCAUUAGAAGGCUAUGCAGAACUCUCAUAUGAUGUAAUAAAUUAUGCAGGGGGCCUUCCACUAGCACUUGUGGUUUUGGGUUCUCUACUAUACAAAAAAAGUCAAGUUGAGUGGAAAAGUGAAUUGAAGAAAUUAAAAGAGAUACCCCAUAGUCGGAUGUUAGAAAAACUUGAAAUAAGUUACAAUUUAUUAGAUGAUUCCAUCCGAAUGAUAUUUCUUGAUAUAUCAUGCUUUUUCGUUGGAAAGGAGAAAGACAUUGCAAUUAAAAUUCUAGAUGGUUGUGGUAUGGCCGGGGAAGCUGGAAUUAAACUUCUCACAGAGAGGUCUCUGGUAACUAUCAAUGAAGAUAACCGGAUAUGUAUGCAUAGUCUGAUUCGAGACAUGGGAAGGGAAAUUGUUCGUGAACAGUCCCCUACAGAACCUGGAGAACGUAGCAGAUUGUGGGGCCACAACGAUGUCCUUGAUGUAUUGACAAACCUCACUGGAACUGAUGCAGUUGAAGGCCUUCAAUUACAAGGGAAAGAGUUUGAUGCAGUUGAAGACCUUCAAUUAAAGAGGAAAGGUUUCAGCCCAUUGAAAAUUGAAGGAUUUUCUAAAAUGCAUAAUCUUAGAUUACUCGAAGUUGAUUGCCCAAAAUCCAACAUCAAUAUAAUUUGGGAAAACACUCUUCAAGAGCAGGUUUUUUGUUUCAGAAACUUAGUUUGGGUAAGUUGGAAAGAAUUCCCCUUCAAAUAUAUACCAAAUAAUUUUCAUCUGGGAAAUCUUGUUAUUCUUGACAUGCAAAAAAGCGAACUCCAAGAAGUUUGGAAGGGAACCAAGAAUCUCAUAAAGUUGAAGGACCUCAAUCUUAGUAAUUCUCCUUACCUAAUCAGUACACCGGACUUCUCAGAGCUCCCGAAUCUUGAGAAACUGAUUCUCAAUGGCUGCAAAAGUUUGGUUGAAGUCCAUGAGAGUAUUGGUAGUCUUAAGAAACUUGUUAACUUGGAUCUAGGGAACUGCAACAUUCUUAAGAAUCUUCCGAGCGGUAUUAGUGCAUUGGCAUCGCUUGAAACACUUGAUAUUUCUCAUUGUAGCACUCUGAGUAAGCUUCCGACUGGUGUUUCUUUCUGCUCAAAACUUGAAACUUUGAGCGUGUCGAAUUGCCCGAGACUCAAAUCACUCCCAUUGCUUCCAUCAAGUUUACGUUCUCUUUAUGCAUCAUCUUGCAGCAUGUUGAAAAGGUUACCGACUUUGUCAAAUUUGAAGCACCUAAUGAUGCUAGAUCUUUCAUGCUGUGAAAAGCUAACUGAAAUUGAGGGCUUAGAGAGUUUGAAGUCUGCAACAACUAUAAGACUAAAUGAGUGCGUUAAUCUGAAAAAAUCUGUCAAGAAGAGAAUCUUCGAGGAGAUAUGUAAAGACCUUCGAAAUAAUCCUGAACUGUGCAAGAUCUUUUUGGGAGGAAAUGAGGUUCCAGAGUGGUUUGGUUUUCAAAGUGAGUCUUCACUUCCAUUAUCUUGUGAGGUUACUCGACUUCCUAACAAGGAAAUUCAAGGGUUAAUCAUAUGCAUUGUUUGUUCUCACACCACAAGAGAAGAAUGGUGUUUCGACAACUUGUUUAAAGUAGUGGUUGCAGUUUUUAUUGAAUCAAUGGAUUCUACAUGGAGCCAUAGAAGUGAAAUUUCACUUGAUCGUAAAGGAAUGACUACUUAUGUGAUCAAGAUACCGAAUUGUGUUUGGAAAUCAAUUGCUGCGUAUGGGGAUACUAUCAAAGUUUCAGUCGAUGGAGGUUCUCACUACGAUGUGAUAUCUGGGAAGGUGAAGAAGAUUGGGGUGAAGAAAAUUGGGGUCCAUUUCAUCUAUGCAUCACAGCAUGAGAAUGUAUCCGAUGAGGAAAAUCCUGAAGCAUGCCUAAGCAUUCAUCGUUUUGGAUUCCUUCGACCGUGUGGGAGGUUUUUCCGAUCUCAGUGUAAUGGCGAGGGUGGUAGCAAACAACAGGAAGCAGAAGGAAUUGUAGAAGGUGUGGAAGCAGCAAAAACUCUGGAUAUGGAACAUAGAGCAGCGAAGGUAGAGUGCUCCUACAAAAAUAUGAGAGAUGUGAAGUGUUGUGCGGUCCUUCAAUUUGAGAAAUGCGAUCCCCAGUUGACAAUAACUGUUGCGACAUUGGAUGAGGCGAAGCUCAUAGGGAAAAUUGUUGAACAUGUAUUGUCAAUAACAAACCAGACACACUUGCAUGUUGCAGAAUAUCCAAUUGAGUUAGAUUCCCACAUUGAGCGUACUACCUGUUUGCUAAAUGAUGGAAUGGAUGUUCGCACCAUAGGGAUAUGUGGUCUUGGUGGAAUAGGUAAGACGACCAUAGCAAAGGCCAUUUUUAAUGUCAUGUUUACAAAAUUUGAAGGUAGCAGCUUCCUUGCUAAUGUUAGAGAUGCUUCAAACCAACAAAAGGGUUUAGCUCUCUUACAAAAGCAACUUCUCUCCGAUGUUUUGAAGGAAAAAUAUAUAGACCUAGACAAUGAGGACCAAGGAAUCAUUAUUAUCAAAGAGCGUCUACAAUAUAAAAAAGUUCUUAUUGUUCUUGAUGAUGUGGAUGAAAUGGAGCAAUUUGAUAAAUUAGUUGGAGGUUGCUUUGGUCCAGGAAGUCGAAUCAUCCUAACAACUAGGGAUGAACAUUUGCUAAAUGUGCUAAAGGUGGAUGAAAAAUAUAUGGUCCAAACAUUGGAUCAAAAUAAAGCCCUUCAACUUUUCAGUAGGUAUGCCUUUCGACAAGAUCAUCCAUUAGAAGGCUUUGAGCAGCUCUCAAAUGAUGACAAAGACAUUGCAAUUAAAAUUCUGGAUGAUUGUGGUUUGCCCGGGGAAGCUGGAAUAAAACUUCUCAUGGAGAGGGAAAUUGUUCGUCGACAGUCCCCUGAGAAUUCUGAAGAUCGUAGCAGAUUGUGGGACCAGGAUGAUGUCUUGGAUGUAUUGAGAAACCUCCGUGACGGGGUUUUUUUUUUCAGAAACUUAGUUUGGGUUUGUUGGAAAGAAUUCCCUUUUGAAUAUAUACCAAAUCAUUUUCAUCUUAGGAACCUUGUUAUUCUUGACAUGCAAGAGAGCAAACUCAAAGAAGUUUGGAAGGAAACAAGGAAUCUCACAAAGUUGAAGGAACUCAAUCUUAGUAAAUCUCCUUACCUAAAACGUACACCGGACUUUUCAAAGCUCUCGAAUCUUGAGAAACUGAUUCUCAAUGGAUGUAAAAGUUUGGUUAAAGUCCAUAAGACUAUUGGUCUUCUUAAGAAACUUGUUUACUUGGAUCUAGUGGAUUGCAGCGAUCUCAGGAAUCUUCCAAGCCGUAUUAGUAAAUUGGCAUUGCUUGAAACACUUGACGUUUCUUGUUGCAGCAAUCUCAGUAAUCUCCCGAGUGGUAUUUCUUUUUGCUCAAAGCUUGAAACCCUGAACAUGUGGAAUUGCCCCAGACUCAAAUCACUCCCAAUGCUUCCAUCAAGUCUGCGUUCUCUUUAUGCAUCAUGUUGCAGCAAGUUGAGAAGGAUACCAAAUCUGUCAAAUUUGAAGUACCUAAUGAAGCUAGACCUUUCAUGCAUUGAAAAGCUAACUGAAAUUGGGGGCUUAGAUGGUUUGAAGUCUGCAACAACUAUAAAACUAAAUGAGUGCGUUAAUUUGAAAACUUCUGUCAAGAAGAGAAUCUUCCAGGAAAUAUCUAAAGACAUUGGAAAUACGGAAGUGUGUAAGAUCAUUAUGGGUGGGAAUGAGGUUCCAGAGUGGUUUGGCUUUCAAAGUGAGUCACCUUCGUUGUCUUGCGAGGUUACUUAACUUCACAACAUGGAUAUUCAAGGGUUAAUUAUAUGCAUUGUUUGUUCACACACCAUAAGAGAAGAAUGGUUGUUCGACAACUUGUUUAAAGUAGUGGUUGCAGUUUUUAUUGAAUCAAAGAAUUCUACAUGGAGCCAUAGAAGUGAAAUUUAAAGGAAUGACUACUUAUGCUAUCAAGAUACCGAAUUCUGUUUGGGAAACAAUUGCUGAAUAUGGGAACACGAUCAAAGUUUCAGUCGAGGGAGGCUCUCACUAUGAUGUGAAAUCUGGGAUGGUGAAGAAAAUUGGGAUGAAGAAAAUUGGGGACCAUUUCCUCUAUGUGUCACAGGAAAAUCCCCAAGCAUCCCUAAGAAUUCAACGUUUUGGGUUCCUUCAAUCAUUUGGGAGGCUUUUCCAAGUUCAAUAA